Molecule: messenger RNA, 2217 nt
Organism: Sphenostylis stenocarpa
Lineage: Eukaryota; Viridiplantae; Streptophyta; Magnoliopsida; Fabales; Fabaceae
Source: the annotation of a GenBank genome assembly
AUGCAGGUUGUGAAGAUGGGUUUCCGUUACUUUGAUCACUGUACUUCUAUGGAAGAAACAUUUGUUCCCUUUCGUGGGAUUAAAAAUGACCUCAAAGCAAGAAUUGCAUGCUACAGACAAGACUGGACCAGUGGAUUCCAAGCAGGAAUCAGGAUCCUUGCUCCAACUACAUACAUAUUUUUUGCUUCUGCAAUUCCUGUUAUUUCCUUUGGCGAGCAACUCGAGAGAAAUACUGAUGGAUCUCUCACUGCUGUGCAAACUCUUGCAUCAACAGCACUCUGUGGUAUUAUCCACUCAAUCAUUGGAGGCCAGCCUCUGCUCAUACUCGGUGUAGCUGAGCCAACAGUUCUGAUGUAUACAUUCAUGUAUAACUUUGCUAAGGAUCGCAAGGAUUUGGGACACAAACUAUUCCUACCUUGGACUGGAUGGGUGUGUGCUUGGACUGCACUGUUGCUCUUCUUGCUGGCCAUUCUUGGCGCAUGCUCCAUAAUCAAUAGAUUCACACGCAUUGCUGGUGAGCUAUUUGGUCUUCUAAUUGCAAUGCUCUUUAUGCAGCAGGCUAUAAAGGGACUCGUGGAAGAGUUUGGUGCUCCCAAGAACAAGGGAGAAGGCAUCAAUCAAAUUGCUCUUCAAUCAUCUUGGCUGUUUGGCAAUGGAAUGUUUGCUUUGGUUUUGUCAUUUGGUCUUCUUUUUACUGGUCUACAAAGCCGCAAAGCUAGAUCCUGGUGUUACGGGACAGGUUGGCUACGGGGAUUUAUAGCUGAUUAUGGAGUCCCUCUAAUGGUUCUGAUAUGGACUGCUGUGUCUUACAUACCGGUCAAUAAGGUCCCAAGGGGAAUCCCCAGGCGACUUUUCAGUCCAAACCCAUGGUCUCCUGGUGCAUACUCAAAUUGGACUGUUGUCAAGGAAAUGUUGGAUGUGCCCCUCCUAUAUAUUAUUGGAGCAUUUAUACCAGCAACUAUGAUUGCUGUGCUUUACUACUUUGAUCACAGUGUUGCAUCACAACUUGCUCAGCAGAAGGAGUUCAAUCUAAGAAAACCCUCAUCUUAUCAUUAUGACUUGCUGCUCUUGGGAUUUUUGACCAUAUUGUGUGGGCUUAUUGGAAUCCCUCCUUCCAAUGGUGUGAUUCCUCAAUCUCCAAUGCAUACAAAGAGCUUAGCUACUCUAAAACAUCAGCUUUUACGGAAUAAGCUUGUAUCUACUGCACGAAAAAGCAUGAGGAGGAAUGUUAACUUGAGCCAGUUAUACGAAAAUAUGAAAGAAGCAUAUGAUGAAAUGCAGACUCCAUUGGUUCCCCAAAUGCCACCUACUUUGGGGCUGAAAGAACUGAAGGAAUCUACCAUUGAACUGGCCUCAAGUCAUGGAUAUAUUGAUGCCCCUGUUGAUGAGGUUGUCUUUGAUGUGAAUAAGGAUGUUGAUGACCUUUUGCCAGUUGAAGUUAAAGAGCAACGUCUAAGCAAUCUAAUGCAGGCAUUGAUGGUUGCAGCUUGUGUUGCUGCUAUGCCCCUUUUGAAGAAGAUACCGACUUCAGUGCUUUGGGGCUACUUUGCUUUCAUGGCCAUUGAAAGUUUGCCAGGAAAUCAGUUUUGGGAGAGAAUAUUGUAUCUUUUCACUGCCCCAAGUCGAAGAUACAAACUGCUGGAAGAGUACCAUGCCACCUUUGUUGAGACCGUUCCCUUCAAAACAGUAGCCAUGUUUACAGUGUUCCAGACAGUGUACUUGCUUCUCUGCUUCGGCAUAACCUGGAUACCAAUUGCUGGGGUCCUUUUCCCAUUGUUAAUCAUGCUUCUUGUCCCAGUACGGCAGUAUUGUCUUCCAAAGUUUUUCAAAGGUGCCCAUCUUCAAGAGCUGGAUGCAGCAGCAUACGAGGAAGCACCUGCCAUUGCUUUCAACAUGUCCUUUGAAGGUCCAAGUAACCAAGCACCAACAGUAAAUAUCAGUGGUGGGGAAAUUCUUGAUGAAGUUAUUACGAGGAGUCGUGGAGAGAUUCGCCGCAUACACAGCCCCAAAACAACAAGUUCAACACCAACUUCAACAGGAGAUAUAAGACCAGCUAGUAGUCCUCAGAUUGGAAGGAGUAUCUCAAGCCCUCGAGUGACUGAAUUGAGAGGGGAAAGCAGCCUGAGACCAACUGGGAAGGAGAUCAAGUUGAUGCAAACACCUAGUCCACGAUCACCAGCUCUUGAAAAAGUUAACAAAGGUUCACAUUCAAGUUAA